This is a messenger RNA of Episyrphus balteatus (marmalade hoverfly), 608 nucleotides long. RefSeq lists its product as uncharacterized. Bases 188 to 514 code for a protein of 108 amino acids. The transcript has 3 exons. The record is from RefSeq and is a predicted model, not a curated record. NCBI's taxonomy places the organism in Eukaryota, Metazoa, Arthropoda, Insecta, Diptera, Syrphidae.
AUUUACAUUCAUACAAAAAUAUACACUAUCCCACUUAUAAUAAAAUUGUCACUAAUCUCAACGACCGCAUACGCAUAAUCUUUCAAGAUAGUAAAUUGAAGCUUUCAGUAUUCGGCGAUCGUUCGCAGUAAGAAGAGCUCACAUAUCAAACAAAUAAAAAAAAAAAUCGGUUAAAUUUUUUUUCAAAAUGAAGAGUCAACCAAUUAUUGACAAAAUCGUCGAAAAACUACAAACAAUCGACGCAUCAAAUAGAACAACUUUUCUGAUUUUCCAAUUUAAUUUCAAUGCGAGUGAUGGAAGUCUUUUGAAAAGUUUUGUUCUUGAUCUGAAAGAUCUUAAAAUGUACGAAGGAACUGCUGCCACUCCUGACAGUGAAAUAACUAUUGGAGAUGAAGAAUUCUUUAUGUGGGCAACACAGCAAAUAACCUAUGAUGAACUUAAAGCUAACGAUAAAGUUCAGAUUAAUGGAAAUUUAGAAGCUGUGAUGAAGUUGAUGGAUAAAUUCCAUAAGUAGAUAUUCUUAAAAUUUUGUGUUUUCUAUUUUUAUAAUUUAUAUUUUGAGCAAGCCAAUAAAAUUUGCAUGCGUUUUAAUUUAAAAAAAGAUCGAA